GUUUGCCAAUGCUUAAAAUAAGCACUUCUCAAAUCUCAACUUUUAACUUCAAAAAAGCUAAAAGAAGUGUUUGUCAAACCCUACUUCUAAUUAAAAAAAGCACUUUAAAGCCAAAAGAUGGAAGCUAGUAUAUACCAACUUCUAAAUGCUUCUAGGUAUUCUUGUAAAUAACUCAAACUUUUUGGAUAAUUAUAAUACCCCAAAAUCCUUCUAAUCCCCAAAAUACCCUGAAAUGAUUACAACAACCCAUGCCAUCUGCCCCUCUUCGGUUCGUCGUUCCAGCUCUUCUUCCCUGUCGGUUGAACUUAAAUGUCCAGAUGCAAAUUUUUGAUAACCUGGACAUGUGAGUAGAAAUAAAAAAUCAUUUGAACUUAAAAAUCAUGUGAUUAUUGCAAUUAGCCAAUACGGAGUAUAAUUGGACGCUGCUCAUGAAACCUUCAACACUCCACAAAGAUCCUUCGUAUGUACUCAUCGUCGAUUUUUGGAAUAGAAGAGAAGAGAAUAGAAAAGAAUAGAAGAGAAGAAUUGUGGCUUUUAACCCUAGCUAGCUCUUCGAACACAGGGAGGAAAGAAAGCUGUGUUUCUACUUUCUAUCAUCAAAAGGCCAUGACAGCUCCAAAAGUUGAGAAAUCCGAGGAUGAAUGGAGGGCCGUUCUCUCUCCCGAACAGUUUCGGGUCCUUCGAGAAAAGGGCACAGAAUUGCGUGGCACUGGGGAAUAUGACAAGUUUUAUGGGGAAGGAAUCUACAAUUGUGGUGGUUGUGGGACCCCACUUUAUAAAUCUACAACCAAGUUCGACUCUGGUUGUGGUUGGCCUGCCUUUUAUGAAGGUUUCCCUGGGGCAAUUAACCGCUCACCUGACCCUGAUGGAAGGAGGACUGAGAUCACCUGCACUGCUUGUGGUGGACACCUAGGCCAUGUUUUCAAAGGUGAAGGGUACAAAACACCUACAGACGAACGCCACUGUGUGAACAGUGUCUCAAUCAAGUUUGCUCCUGCAAAUAUUUCAGAACCCUGAAGUUGGAGCUGAUCAUAGCCAAAAAACAUAUUCCUUGCUACUCUGAACAUUGGUGGUGGUUGUGAAAACUUUCAUGUUGUUUGUUGUUUUAAAGACUACUACUAUCAGUGUAUAUGCUCUUAUAAAGUGAUGUGAGUUGGAUUGUUUACUAUGAUGAUGUUAUUAUAUAUGAUUAAUUCCCUGGUGCCGUCUUCUAAAUAUUCUGCCUUUUAUUUACUAUAGAACUCCAAGUUAGUAUUAAAAGUGUUUAGGGUUAUUCGGUAAUUUACUAGAACUGUCAUUGACUAUGUUAUUCCUCCC
Messenger RNA from Cuscuta epithymum, 1317 nucleotides. The record is from the annotation of a GenBank genome assembly. NCBI's taxonomy places the organism in Eukaryota, Viridiplantae, Streptophyta, Magnoliopsida, Solanales, Convolvulaceae.